Messenger RNA from Parnassius mnemosyne (clouded apollo), 2082 nucleotides. The record is from the annotation of a GenBank genome assembly. Lineage: Eukaryota; Metazoa; Arthropoda; Insecta; Lepidoptera; Papilionidae.
AUGACGUCCGAGGAACGCGACAAAGUCUCGGCAAUUAGCCGUGUGCUGAGCGCACUGGGCGGCAGCGAGGCGUGCGGCGCUCGCUGGACCUUAGGCGCUCUGUUGCUGGCCCCACUUGCCGCCGCCAAUUCCAGCUACUGCGCUGUACCCGCGAUUAUGUUACUGGCAGCCUUCGCCACGCUCGCAACGUUCACUUGCAACAACGUAAGGAAACUGUCCGAUAUUCUUCCGCCUGCCAGAACACCUAGAGGUAGAAGGGAGAGAAAUUUGCGAUCGUUCGCCGAUUUCAUGGCAAUGUGGAUGUGCUUUCUGUCGCAUCUGGUUGCGGUAGCCAUUUGCGCUAGGAUUCUAAGUGCCACGGCAGACCAUGUUACUGGCGGCCGGACGAGAAGGUGGUUAUUUGGCUAUGAGACUCGAUCCCUUGGCGAGCCAUGGCCAGAUGUAAUAGGAGUGACUGUGGUCAUGGUGGUCUGUGCCAUGUUUAUGUGUGGUCUUGAGGAAAGUAUGAUGUUUACAUUUAUACUGUUGCUUUUGCUGUACAUAUUCAGUCAAUGUUUCGCUAUAUUUGGUUUAAUCAAUUUGGAUAUAGCAAGCAUAAAUAUGCCAAUACCAAUUACCAUGUAUGAGCUUUUCGCAACAGGCUCGCCGAUUGCAUAUGCAUUUAGCGUUGGCUUGCCACCGAUUCAAAAUGGGAAUAUGAAGAAGAAUUUAUUCCUCAUGAUCGGAUUGCCGACCAUUAUUCUUUGUGGCCUGUGCUUUCUAUAUACCAACAUGUUAAAAGGGAAUAGCAUAGACGCAGCACUACCAGUAACCACCCUGCUAGAGGCAAGAGCUGCAGGUUGGAUAUGUCCAGUAUUGGCUGGUAUCACGGUAUCGGGAAUAUGUCUCGCCCUUACCGAGCUCUGCCCCCUAUUGUUUACCGUGUUGGUAUUGUUGGCUUCUCCUGAAUGGAAAGUAUUAACAAGAUCGAUGACCUAUGAAAGUUCUACGACUGGAAGCCCUGUGUUAGCUGUUUUUACAGCAGGUUAUUUGGCGGCAAUACUGGCUUUCGCGUGUCCAUUAUCACAUAUGAUCACCUUGAUAAACGCAAGUCACUUAUUUGGAAUAACAAUUCAAGCAUUUCAUUUUAUCGUCAUGAGAUGCGUUCCAACAGCUGAACAAAUGGAGGCAGGAAACAUUGAAUAUAAGCGUCUUGGAUCUGAAGGCAAUUCACGAGUUAUCAAAUCCACUUCAAUGAAGUCCAAACGUGGGUUGUGGUUUAUCCCGUCAGCAAUACGCCAUACUAAAACCUUAGAAAGUAUCAAGUCAAAAGUGACAAAAGAGACUGAAGAGCGGGAGUGUCUUCUUCUUGACGAGUACGCAGGUUGCCCCACUGAGGAUAUAGAGCAAACAUCCAGUGGUCAUAGUGGCGUAAGAGAAAUGGCAACAGUAGAAGUGGAUGUCCAGUCUGAUGUAGACGCUAGUGAACCUGAUAUAUCUUCAGGUGAUGACUCCACGGACAUAGAUGCCGUGGUAAAGGAAUACAAAGAUACAAUACAGGUAGUUACGGCAAUACCCGAAGCGAGCACUCCCGCUCCCCCGAGCAUCCGCGGUGCUCGCUGGUCGGCGGCCGGUGCCAUAGUACAAGUGGUGGCCACCGGUUUUAUAGCAGUCGCCUUCUGCAACGACGCUUUGAGACUACCCAUGUUCCUCACAGGAAUACCGUUGUGGCUAUGCGGUACAUUUAUUUGUAUAUGGCAACCUGCUCAUAAAAUAAGUAUGAGGAGAACUCAAGGUGUGGAAGGACCAAUAACGAUGAUAAUGGCAUUGUUAUUCUUGACACCAUUGCUUAUUGACUCCUGGCCAGCUAUCAUUCUUUUUGCUGGAGCAGGCGUAGUGAUAUACGCUCGCUGCGAGCGGUGGUGCGGCGACUUGGCCGUGCAGCAAGCGCGCAGCACGCUCGAGCGACGCAAGCGCGCGGCCCGACCGCUCACCGGUACACUCGCACAUAUCGACACUGUGUACAUCGCCAGGUAUUCACUAGUUUUGCACCAAAAUACCAUUUCUAGUGUUACUUUUCUUAGAAUUUUUAUAUGGUAUUAA